CACAAUCCCUCAGUCACUCUUGGUCUCAGCCGAACAAUCAACCUCUCAAGUCUCACCUCACCUUCAACCUUCCUCUCCCCUUCUUGCUGCUACAGAUCUACUACAUAUCUGUUGUUGGAGCUGCUACAGAUAUGCUCCUGAAGCUGCUGUCAAAGCUAUUAGCUGCAACUUGCAAAUCUGCUCCUGUGCCAGACUCCCCUCUACUUGCUGCACUGCACUAUGUCAAGGGAACGGGGACGGGGGGCAAAAUCUGCCCCCGUCAAAAAUCCCCGCGGGGAUCCCCGUCCCCGCCAUUCGCGGGGAUGGGGAUGGGGAGGCACUCCCCGACCCCGCGGGGCCCCGUUGACAUCCCUACUCCCAACGGACUCAAACUGCAGUGGGCUGCUUCUGGGAGAGAAGGACACAGCAAAAGAGAAAUUGCUGACUCGGGUAUUUUAGUGUUUGAAAUUUCAUAUUUGAUAGUGAUAUUUGUGUUUGGUCAAUCUGGCGCUGGUAACAACUGGGCUAAAGGCCAUUACACUGAGGGAGCUGAGCUCAUUGAUGCUGUUCUUGAUGUUGUGAGAAAGGAGGCAGAGAACUGUGAUUUGUCCCAGGCGCUGGUGCUGGGUUCCUUUGAACCCAGUAGGGAGGGGUGCAAUCCACAGGCAGCCCUGUUGGGCUAUAGUGGCCACCAAUGGGCCACAACAGGGGAAUGCUACAGUCAGCAUCUUUUUCCUUCCUUUCAUAUCUCCCUUCCACGCGAGCCUUCCACGCAAUUGAGGAUUACAGUCCACAUUCGUUUAUACGCGAGACGCAGGGCAGAGCUUAGAGCCUACCAGACCUCGGUUGCAGAGCUAAGAGCCUACCGCACCUGGUUGGUGAUGUUUACGCUAUAUGAAACUGAGUAUGCACUAGGAGAAGUACAUGAGGGAGUGUGUGGGAGUCACGUAGGAGCUCAGACUCUGGCCCAUAAGGUACUUCGGCAAGGAUACUAUUGGCCCAACAUACAAGAGGAUGCAAAAAAGUUUGUGCAGAGGUGUCAGAAAUGUCAGUUCUUCGCCCACCUCACUCAUCAGCCAGAUGAAGAACUCACCAGCAUGAUUGCAACCUGGCCUUUUGCUCAAUGGGGAAUAAACCUCCUGGGCCCCUUUGUCAAAGCAGUAGGGGGAGCAGCGCACUUAGUGGUUGUUGUCGAUUACUUCAUUAAGUGGGUAGAAGCCCGACCUCUCUCUUGUUUGACUUCAAGAAGAAUUGAGGACUUUCUCUUUAGCUCAGUCAUCUGUAGAUACGAGAUACCGAACCAGGUUAUUGCUGAUAAUGAUCCCCAGUUCAAUUGUAACUCCUUCAAGGAUUUCUACUCCAGCUAUGGGAUUAAAGUGGUAUUCACUUCUGUUUAUCAUCCCGAGGCCAAUGGAAUGGUUGAAUCUGUUAACAAAGCCAUCUUGGAGGGAAUCAAGCCGAGAGUUGGUGACCAAGUCCUCAGAAAGGCCGGGCUCACAGGGUUCGAGACCCGCUACGACAAGCUAGCACCAAAUUGGGAAGGCCCUUACAUUGUAACCGAGAUCCCACACCUCGGUGCAUACAUUCUCCAAGAUGCCGAAGGCAAAAGAAUGCCUAGGGUUUGGAAUGUUAACAACCUUAAGAAAUUCCACCCUUGAAAGUUCCUCACUUUACCCUCUGUAUUAGGCAUCUUUUUGUAACAACUAAUGUUUUAAUACAAUUAAAGAUGAAGU
Rubroshorea leprosula is the source of this 1712-nucleotide messenger RNA. Lineage: Eukaryota; Viridiplantae; Streptophyta; Magnoliopsida; Malvales; Dipterocarpaceae. The record is from the annotation of a GenBank genome assembly.